Fusarium sp. VM40 is the source of this 858-nucleotide messenger RNA. The record is from the annotation of a GenBank genome assembly. Lineage: Eukaryota; Fungi; Ascomycota; Sordariomycetes; Hypocreales; Nectriaceae.
AUGUACAGCUCGCUCCCUGAUCGAAAACACGCAGCCGUCAUUGUGGGACACCAAGAAACUGGCAUCAAAGAGCAAGCUUCUGGUCUCUACGCAGAGACGCUGGCCACCGCGGGUUAUGUCGCCCUCGCGUUCGACGCAGCACAUUGGGGUGAAAGCGAGGGCAUGCCGCAAGGUUUGGAAGAUCCUUCCCAACGCGUGGAAGACUUCAAAUGUGCGGUUACCUUUCUGAGCCAGCUCGGAGACGCUGUUAUCGAUCCAUCCCGAAUUGGUGUGGUUGGGAUAUGCGCGUCUGGUGGCUAUAGCUUUUUCGCUGCCGCGACAGACAUCCGCAUCAAGGCCAUCGCUGGUAUUUCGCCAAUGUGUAACGGCACAUUUGCGCAUGCAGGACUGAAGGAUCCCGACACCGGGCUUAUCAAUUGGGAGACUCUAAAUCGGCAACUUGCUUACGCCGCAAAUUGUCGGCUGGAAGAAGCGAAAGGCAACCCUGCGCCUGUUCACAAUGCUCUAGAUGGCCUAGCCAGCGUCUUUUCGAACCCUAAAGAGGAUAUCAAAGGUUACUACAGCUCUCCUCUCUGGACUCAUCCCAGGUGCACCAAUGAGAUGGCGAUAAGGAGUUUGGAGCUUCUUGUGCCUUUUGAUGCAUUCCAACAUGUCGAGUGGAUCUCACCGAGGCCGGUCCUGUUCAUCGCUGGAAGUGAGGCCGUAACGCUCCCCUUUGUUAAAGAAGCCUACCAGCGAGCUGUCGAACCAAAAGAGCUUGUGAUCAUGCCAGGCAAAUAUCAUGUCGACCUUCACCAAGAUGUUAGUGAGACCGGCCCCAAGUUAGUUAGCUUCUUUGCGGAGUCUCUGUGCAAAUAG